GGACCAUUUUUCAUUAUCUAUUCAUCUCUGCCUCGAUUUCCCAUUUGAUCACUUCCAUCUUCAUUCCAACUCCCUUUCUCUCAUUACACACAGACACAACAUGGCCAACUCAGCCUCCGGAAUUGCUGUGCACGACGAAUGCAAACUGACAUUCUUGGAGCUAAAAGCCAGAAGAAACCACAGAUAUGUGAUCUUCAAGCUGGAUGAUGGCCUCGACAAAGUGGUGGUAGACAAGAUCGGGGGCCAGGGCGAAAGCUACGAGGAUUUCUGCAAGUGCUUGCCCGAUGACGACUGUCGCUAUGCUGUCUUCGACUAUGACUUCACCACAGAUGAAAACUGCCACAAGAGCAAGAUCUUCUUCUUUGCAUGGUCACCUGAUGUUGCAAAGGUGAGGACUAAGAUGUUGUAUGCAAGCUCCAAAGACAGGUUCAAGAGAGAGUUGGAUGGGAUUCAGGUUGAGUUGCAGGCAACCGAUCCUAGCGAGAUGAGCUGGGAUAUCCUCAAGGCCAGGGCUCUUUGAACACACAUUGCACCAUCCACCACGUCUCAGUCUCACAUAAAACGUUCGACUUCUUAUAGUUUCGUGGGCGGCUCUUUCGACUACAUCUCAACAGGGCUUCAUUUUAUUUAGUAUUUUGGAAUUACUACUUCUAGAAGGAUAAAACCAUCUGUUUUUUUUUGUCAUUUUUGGUUAUGUUGUGUUUUUUUUACAAGAGUGUUGCGAUGCAUUUGCUGCAUCUUCUCUGUGGCAACCUUUUUUUUCAUCUCAUAUAAACAAUGCUUUUCAAGAAUCA
Messenger RNA from Salvia splendens (bonfire salvia), 794 nucleotides. RefSeq names its product actin-depolymerizing factor 1. Bases 101 to 520 code for a protein of 139 amino acids. Gene Ontology annotation, cellular component: actin cytoskeleton. The record is from RefSeq and is a predicted model, not a curated record. Gene Ontology annotation, biological process: actin filament depolymerization. Lineage: Eukaryota; Viridiplantae; Streptophyta; Magnoliopsida; Lamiales; Lamiaceae. Gene Ontology annotation, molecular function: actin binding. The transcript is spliced from 3 exons.